This is a messenger RNA of Vanrija pseudolonga, 2092 nucleotides long. Its product is annotated as Glutathione hydrolase proenzyme 1. Lineage: Eukaryota; Fungi; Basidiomycota; Tremellomycetes; Trichosporonales; Trichosporonaceae. Gene Ontology annotation, biological process: glutathione catabolic process. The transcript is spliced from 3 exons. Gene Ontology annotation, molecular function: glutathione gamma-glutamate hydrolase. The coding region runs from base 95 to 2092 and encodes 665 amino acids. Gene Ontology annotation, cellular component: fungal-type vacuole; plasma membrane. The record is from RefSeq and is a predicted model, not a curated record.
CGCUGAUUCCCGCUCUGUAUAUACUUCUUAAACCUCGCCACUGGUGCUGCAUCGACAAGUCUCAUCUCCACCUCCCGACCCCACCCAGGAGCGCAUGUCAGAAACGGCCCCUCUCCUCCCGCCGCCGACGACGGCGGCGCACGCCCCGUCCCUUGCUCAGCGGGUACGCCGCUCGCUCUCCGCUGAGGACGACUGCCACCGGCCCGCGUUCCGCAGAUGGGCGCCAUACGUCCUCAUCCUGCUCGUCGGCCUCGGCGCCGGCUGGGGCGCAGCGACUGGCUACCACCAUGUCCGCGGGCGCAAGGACGACGGGCCGAUGGUGCCGCCCAUCUACAAGCUGCCUCCAACCGAGCUCACGCCCCCUCCCCAGCCCACAGGCCUGCCCCGCAACCCGGCAUACCUCCUUGGUCCGGGCCGCGCAGCGGUCGCGUCAGAGGACAAGACGUGCUCAGAGCUCGGUCUCACGAUCCUAAAGGAGAAAAACGGCACGGCAGUCGACGCGGCGAUCACGACGACGCUGUGUAUCGGCCUCUUGAACGCAUUCAGCUCGGGUAUCGGCGGCGGCGGCUUCGCGCUCGUCUCACUCCCCAAGGGGCAGAGCUACGAUACCGAGUCAGACGUCGGCGACGAUGUGCAGCUGCUUAUCGGUGACCGGGACAAGGCGCGGGACGCGCGCGUCGUCGCGGUCGACUUUAGGGAGACCGCCCCGGCCGCCGCCACGAAGGACAUGUACAAGAAUGCGGGGCGAUACGCGUCGCAGGUGGGCGGGCUGGCGGUCGGCACGCCGGGCGAGCUGCGCGGCCUGGAGCGCGCGCACAAGAUCUACGGGCGCGUCGAGUGGGCCGAGCUCGUGCUUCCUGUUGCGCGCCUGGCUAGGAGUUACCAGGUGAGCCGGGAGCUCGCGCGCCGGAUCCGCACCUACGGCGCGUUCAUGCUCGCCGAUCCCACCUGGGCGGCCGUAUAUGCCCCCCGGGGCCAGCUCGCGAUCGAGGGAGACUGGAUCGCGCGCCCGACGUACGCCGACACGCUGGAGGUUAUCGCGCGCCAGGGCGCUUCGGCUCUGUACGAGGGCGAGAUUGCCGAGGACAUUAUCGACACGGUCAAGGCGCACGGCGGUAUCCUCACACACAAGGACCUGCAGGGAUACAAGGAGAGAGUGUACCCCGCCAUCAGUGGCACUUUUGCCGGCCAGGACAUCUACACUACCGAUGCGCCCGGCUCGGGUGGCGUCAUGCUCGGCAUGCUCAACAUUCUUGAUGGACUAUCUCACACGCACAACCGCUCGGGCUGCUGGGACGAGUUGUCGGCGCACAACACGAUCGAGGCGAUGAAGUUUGCGUUUGGCGCGCGGUCAGAGGUGACCGACCCCAAGUUUGCGACCAACCUCACGCGGCUGGCCGAGUUCCGGACCAAGGCGUGGGCCGACGAGCAGCGCAAGAAGAUCACAUACUCGACCCACGGGCCAGGAUACUACGGCCUCGUGCACGACACGCCGCUCGACCACGGCACGACGCACCUGUCCGUCAUCGACCAGUGGGGCGGGGCCGCGAGCGUCACGUCGACCGUCAACCUCAUCUGGGGCAGCCACGUCAUGUGCCCCAAGACGGGCAUCAUCCUCAACGACGAGCAGGACGACUUUGCCGUGCCCGGCGUGCCGGACGCGUUUGGCCUCCAGCCCAGCCCGUGGAACUACCCUGCGCCCGGGAAGCGGCCGCUGUCGUCGACGGCGCCGAGCGUCGUGUUCGACAAGAAGGGCAACGUGCGCGCCGUGCUCGGCGGCUCGGGCGGCUCGCGCAUCUUCCCCUCGGUCGCGCAGGUGCUCCUCAACCUCCAGUGCGGCGACGACAUCUCGGCCGCCGUCGAGCGCCCCCGCCUGCAUAACCAGGUCUCGCCGGUGAUUACCACGCUCGAGGUCGGGCCUGAGCGGCCGGCGGACGCGUGGCUUGCCGCGCUCCGCGCGAGAAACCACACGAUCGGCGAGUUUGACAUCAACGUCGGCGCGAGCGAGGUCCAGGCCGUGCUUGUCGACGCCAAGGGCCGCGUCUUCGCCGCCAGCGAUAGUAGGAAGAGUGGCGUCGCAGCCGCCUACUAA